Molecule: messenger RNA, 501 nt
Organism: Oppiella nova
Lineage: Eukaryota; Metazoa; Arthropoda; Arachnida; Sarcoptiformes; Oppiidae
Source: the annotation of a GenBank genome assembly
AUGUGUGUGAAAGUGUGUAAUAACUGUAAGUGUCCGCGAGAUUCACACGCCGUAUACCACGAGGAGUUUGUGGACGUCCGCCAGCGAUUGGGCUUCAAAAACAAUGGCCCCGACUAUAAGGAACGGACCCUUCAGGAGGGCUACUCGUGGGUACCCCUGGGUGUCACCAGCGAAAAGAUUGAGCAGUACUUCUCGAAGCUACCGGAGCAUAAAGUGCCGCGACUGGGGACGCCGGGUGAGAAAUAUCGGGACAGGCAGUUGAUCGUACAGCUGCCCAAACAGGACUUAGCGCUGGCUUAUUGUAAAUUCAUAGAACCAGACAAUUGGAAACUCUUUGAAGAGUUUGUCAAUACUAGGAAUGAAUGCGCGCUCGACAUCGGAUACAUCAAGAUUUGUGUCGACAAAACGANUGAAGAAUGCAUGCGCCUCAAAGCCGAUACACUGGUGACAGUCGUUGCACUUCUGGCCGAUGUCUACUUCGGUGAUCACGAUGUCCUGUAA